Messenger RNA from Tilletiopsis washingtonensis, 1124 nucleotides. RefSeq lists its product as hypothetical. The record is from RefSeq and is a predicted model, not a curated record. Bases 311 to 991 code for a protein of 226 amino acids. Lineage: Eukaryota; Fungi; Basidiomycota; Exobasidiomycetes; Entylomatales. The transcript is spliced from 3 exons.
GCUGCGGCAGCGCAUUUGACGCUCGUGGCCGCUGCGGCCCAUCGUCGUCCAACUUGCUCCGUCUCCACCGUCACCGCCCGCCGCACCCACACAGCUCCGCUCGUCCGAGCUAGCGCCUCGGAGUCCCUCGCCGCGGCCAGGCCAUGGCUCGCGCUCCUUUCUCCUCCUGCCGGUAGCCCUCGUCUCCGCCUCCACCGCUGCGCGCCAUCUUCAGCGCCUCAUAUACGCGUGCCCAUCUGCGGCGCCCUGUUCCGAGCCGGCACUGCCUCCUGACCUGGCAUCUCUGGCGGGACACUGAGCGCCGGGCACCAUGAAGUUUGCCCGCUACCUCGAGGACAACGCCGUGGUGGAGUGGCGCAAGGCAUACAUCAACUACCGCGGCCUCAAGAAGCUCAUCAAGCAGGUCCACGCACGGCAUCUGGCCCGCACCUCGCUGGCGCUCACGCGCGCGACACCGACGAACAGCAGCCUCGGCGGCCUGCGGCGCCGCGGCGUGAUCCGCAGCGUGAGCGGAGGCUCCGUCGCCGCCCGCACGCCCGACGGCGAGUACGGCACGUUCGGCGACAGCGGCACGCCGGGCGACGAGCGCGGGCCCGAUGCGCGCAAGCUGCCGGCCAUCGACCUCAAGGGCACCGGCCUGCGCCUGCCCGAGCAGCAGAGCCGCGACUCCGGCGAGCUGACGGCCGCCGAGAGCGACGACACGCGCGUGCCUUGCUCUAGCGGCGAGAGCGCACAGGCGAAGGCGGCGUUCGACCUCGAGGCACAGUCGGCCGAUGGGCCGCGCAGGCCGCAGCGGAGCCACGUGCGGCAGCACGCCAAGCAGCACCCCAGGCCCGCGCUGCAGGGCAGGCAGGCGGAGAGCAGUCGGACACAGCCGGCUGAGGAUCACGAGGGAGAGGCUUCUGCACCGCACGAGCCCAAGGCGAAGAAGAAGAAGCACAAGAAGGGCGGCAAGAAGGGUGAGCGUGGGCGGCUCCUGACGGAGGGGUGACGCGCUGACACGUUCGAGCAGGGCAACACCACGUCACUCUGGACCAGCUGGUGCAGCAGAACUUCGACGCCGAGGAGCAGAAGUUCUUUGGCGCCCUCGAUGUCGAGAUCGAGCGCGUGCACGACUUCUUCCA